Messenger RNA from Papilio polytes (common Mormon), 2448 nucleotides. It is a transcript of the gene cta, whose product is annotated as guanine nucleotide-binding protein subunit alpha homolog. Lineage: Eukaryota; Metazoa; Arthropoda; Insecta; Lepidoptera; Papilionidae. Gene Ontology annotation, biological process: adenylate cyclase-modulating G protein-coupled receptor signaling pathway; Rho protein signal transduction. The record is from RefSeq and is a predicted model, not a curated record. The transcript has 3 exons. Gene Ontology annotation, molecular function: G-protein beta/gamma-subunit complex binding; guanyl nucleotide binding; GTPase activity. Bases 191 to 1150 code for a protein of 319 amino acids. Gene Ontology annotation, cellular component: heterotrimeric G-protein complex; brush border membrane.
AUUUUAUUUUUCUCAAUGAGUUUGGGAGGGGUACGGUGCGUGUGUACAACUAAUUCCGGAUUAAUCGUUUAUUUUAUUUUAUUAUUGUCAGCGUGUACGAUGUGUUAUUGUGAAAAUGUGUUAACCUGUUUAAAUAGCGAGUAAGGUCACAUACUCAGUUUCUCUCCAGUAUUUGCAAUAAUCAUGCAAAAUGGCCAACGAUUUGUGGUCAUGUUACUGUUGUACAGAAGCACUGACAUGUUGGUUGCGCUUAAAACUAUCACCUGAGGAGAUAGAGCAACGUUACAGAAGUAAAGAGAUCGACAGAAUAUUGGAGAAGGACAAGCAGACUUUACGACGACAGGUCAAACUUUUGCUACUCGGUGCAGGUGAAAGCGGAAAAUCAACAUUCCUGAAACAGAUGAGAAUAAUACACAGAGUUAAGUUUGAGCCGGAACUAGUGCGCGAAUACCAACAUGUGAUUUAUCAGAACAUAGUGAAGGGUAUACAAGUGCUAGUGGAUGCGCGGGACAAACUCGCGAUCCCGUGGGAAAAUCCUAGGAACCUCGACAUUGGGCAGCAAGCUUUGCACUUCAAUAGUAGUGCUUCACUCGACAGUCUUCUGUUCAUGCACUACGCGCCACACAUACACUCCCUGUGGCUAGACAGAGCCAUAAAAAGGGCAUACGAUAGGCGGAGAGAGUUCCAACUGAGUGACUCCGUGAGUUAUUUCUUCAGCGACCUGGAGCGCAUCGCGCGGCCGGACUACGUGCCUUCACGGUGCGCUAACAAACUAAAUCGUUGUGAUUCCAGGAAGACGAACCGGCUCGCAGAGGCCCUCAACAUAUUCGACACGAUCGUCAACAACGUCAACUUCAAAGGAAUAUCGAUCAUUCUUUUUUUGAACAAGUCUGAUCUACUCGCGAAGAAAGUCGCCAGCAAGGAGACUGAUAUACGCUGGUACUACCCCCAGUUCACCGGAGACCCUCACAAUCUACAGGAUGUUCAGAUGUUCAUCCUCAACAUGUUCGCCAACGUCCGGCGCGAGCCGAAGACCACCCUCUACCACCAUUUCACCACAGCCAUCGAUACGCACAACAUAGAGGUCGUGUUCAACUCCGUCAAGGAUACGAUACUCAACCGCAACCUUGAGUCGCUAAUGUUGCAGUGACGGUGUGAUAUUAAGUGCACGUGCACUCGAUAUAUCGAUUGUGAUACGUUUUGGGCAAUAUUGAGUUGUAAGCAAUAUCGAUAUUCCAUGCACAGCGAUUUAAAUACAACGAUCCUAAGGAUAUAAUCAAUGGUAGUUUUAAUUAAAGUACAAUUUAUCUUGCAUCAAAGAGAUAAAAAGAAACAGAAUGGUUAUACCUUAUUAUUAAGGUCCGUUAUAAAACGUUUGUUUAUGAAUUUGAAGCGUACCAUGGAUUGUUUUAUUUAAAUCUGUAUGGACAAAGGGGUGCGUAUUAAAAGACAGUAAUGUGAUGUUUGUAUGGCCUUCAGUUGGCCUAUGACGUGGGAAUUGCAUUCGUCAGCCGAGCGCUGCGUUCGGCGACGUAUAUGUAGUCAUAUUGUAAUAAAAUUUUAUAUAUCAGUAUAUUUAUGACCAAAAAAAUGUAGAUUUUGCACUUAUAUAAUUAGAAAUCAUUUUCUUUUGGAUAGUUUUAUGUGUGUUACGCUGUUUGACAUACGGACAAGGGACUAGUAAUAAUUCGGUUAUGCAGUAUACUCUUGUAGGAAUAGAAAUUGUCAUGUAAUCGAUAAUCGUAUUUUGCUUAGAGGGAAUUCAAUACCAACGAAGUUAAUUCGUAUUGUUCAAAUUUAAUCUCUAAUUUGUAGAGAUCAGAGCUGAUUUUUGUUUAAAAAUUUUUGCAAGACAAAAGUGCCAAGAUAGAUCUGGUGAAGUACCGUUCAUAGAUGUAUGAACUUGCUCAGAUACUCAAAAAGAAGUACAGAAUGUAAAAAUCCCUUUAGGGAGUAAAAGUGUACAUAUGAAUACCACGUACUGUGAUUUUUUAAAUUAUUAGGCAUGAUAAUUAGCAUCAAAGUCACUUAAUAUAACAAAAAUCGUGAUGUAAAAAAUACAAAAAAAAAAAAUACGAAGUAGAAGUCUUUUCUACCACUGCCAGUUUACUUUUUUAAUUUUUUUUGUAACUUUGCAAUCUAACACUCCAUGUGUUAAAUUGUAAUUGUACAAUCAUUUCCGUUGUCAAACGUGUCAUUUGCAUCUGCGGAAUUCCGUCCCUUGACAUACUUCUCAGUAAACUCAUUAGGAUGUCAUAAGUCCCAUUCACAUGAAAGUAAUGCGUCAUUUUGUACGAAACCACUUAAGGCAUGUUCACACAUUUUCUCUUCAAAUGUGCGUUUUUUUUUCAUUUAUAUUGGGCACAAAUUUUUUCUUCGUUACGUUCAAACUUUUUGUAUUUCUAUAUUUUCCUAUAAUGCAACGAUCUGAAAUGAAAAAAAUUGAAU